UGUAUUCACUGUACGCUGUAUGCCAGUCAGUGAGACUUCAGAGUGACAAAACAGAAAAUCACCUCCCUCAGGAUGUUACCACGGUUUGGAAAGCAAUGCUGGAUGUUUGUAGCAAUCCUGAUCUGUGGGAUAUUUGUCAGCAACAGCAUUUGUGGCUGCUCAGACGAAAAUGGCAGCUGCAGACAAAAAAAUAUACUUUUUGUCAGUGCCAAAAACAUAAGUCAAGAUCACUUUCCAACAGAAGCUGUCUAUCACAAUGUCAGUGGAACUAAAUUCUGUUUUAAUAUCAGGAUGGACAAAACACAGCAUGCAGCCUGUUGUAACGGAAGCGAUUUCAACUGCAGCCUUAAAAUAAGUGCUGACCAAAAGAACUACAGCCUGAUUCUGAAUAAAGAGAUUCUUUCCAAGCAAGAUAUUGUACUGAUGAAAUCACCGAAUCAGAAGUACAGUUGUUUGCCAUCAAUUCUCCACAACAAAACUGAAGAUGACUUCUUUUUAGAAAUGCAUAAAUGCUUGGACAAAGGUGUAACAAAUAUUAAGUUGAGCCAAAAGGACCUCUGCGGAAACAAUACGUAUGAUAAAGAAGCUUGCAAAGAUUUGUCAGCAACAGACUACAAAAUAACCAUCGUUAAUGAAAACGUGCUGCAUUUUGUGUCAUGUGAGCCACCAGAAGAAACCUCAAUCCCUUCUCUUUCUCUCCCCCCACCUGUCGGCAAUAAUGGCACCGGGCUCAGCCCAGAGAAUGCAGCAAAUAUCAUGAAUAAUAUGUCUUCUCUGCUGGACGACAUCGGCAAUUCCAGCAGAGCGACCAUCUCAAUCGGCCAAAUUAAAGGGAUGAUCUUUAAACUCUCCACUGAAAAUCAAGCCGCCAUCAACUAUGAAAUUACAACAAGUGGUGAUAUGAAUGUAAGCAGUAUGCCUUCAUACAAGAAUAAAAACAAUAUUAGAGUUACAUCAACCUGUUUUUGUUUCUGA
Messenger RNA from Plectropomus leopardus (leopard coralgrouper), 975 nucleotides. The record is from RefSeq and is a predicted model, not a curated record. Lineage: Eukaryota; Metazoa; Chordata; Actinopteri; Perciformes; Serranidae.